Messenger RNA from Quercus robur (English oak), 3796 nucleotides. Its product is annotated as disease resistance protein RPV1-like. Bases 86 to 3115 code for a protein of 1009 amino acids. Gene Ontology annotation, biological process: defense response. Gene Ontology annotation, molecular function: ADP binding; protein binding. NCBI's taxonomy places the organism in Eukaryota, Viridiplantae, Streptophyta, Magnoliopsida, Fagales, Fagaceae. The record is from RefSeq and is a predicted model, not a curated record. The transcript has 6 exons.
GGUAGUUAUCCAAGAAAUCCUUAAAGGGAUAUUUAGCAAAGUGAAUCUUAUAUCCCAAAGUACUAUUUCCACGAACCUUGUUGGAAUGGAAUCUCGUGUGAAAGAACUAUUGGAUUUGUAUUUAAAAGAAGGGUCAGGCAGUGUUCGCUUUGUAGGGAUUUGCGGGAUGGGUGGAAUGGGUAAAACAACUCUUGCACAAGAAAUUUGUAACAGAAUAUAUUGUAAUUUUGACGCCACCAGAUUUAUUGCUAAUGUUAGAGAAACUAAAAAGCAAGAUCUAGUUUCUUUACAGAAACAACUUCUUUCUAUGGUUCUCAUGGAAAGUGAAAUAAAUAUAUGGAAUGUAAUUGAGGGAAUCAAUGUUAUAGGGAAUAGACUACGCAAUACAAAGGUUCUUAUUGUUCUUGAUGAUGUGGAUGACAUAGAACAACUAGAAGCACUAGCAGGGAAACAUGAGUGGUUUGGUCUUGGGAGUAGAAUUAUUAUAACAAGUAGAGAUAACCAUUUGUUAGGAUGUCAUAGAGUGGAUUGUGUAUAUACAACUAAGAGGUUGAGUGAUGAUGAAGCUUUGGAGCUUUUUAGUUGGAAAGCUUUCAAGGAACCACAUCCUGACGAAAAUUAUAUGGAUUUGUCUAUGGAUUUUGUGAAUUAUGCCCAAGGACUUCCUUUGGCUCUUAAAGUUUUAGGUUCUUCAUUAUUUGGUAAAAGAUUUGAGGUAUGGAGAAGCGCUCGAGAUAACCUAAAACGAGGACCUAAUAGAAACAUUUUGAGUGUACUUAAAAUAAGUUAUGAUGGGCUUAUGGAUAUAGAGAGAGAGUUGUUUUUAGAUAUUGCAUGUUUCUUCAAAGGAGAAAAAAUAGAUUGCAUAAGAGAUAUACUAGAAAGUUUUGGUUACUCUACAGAUUACAAUAUUGAUGUCCUUGUCGACAAAUCUCUCAUAACCAUUGAUGAAGAAGGAAUCUUGUGGAUGCAUGGCUUGCUACAAAAAAUGGGCCAAGAAAUUGUUUGUAGUCAAUCCUUUGAAGAGCCUGGUGGACGUAGUAGAUUGUGGAUGUAUGAGGAUGUCCUUCAUGUAUUGAAGAAAAGUACUGGAACAGAGAGAGUUGAAGUCAUAAUGCUAAAUACGUAUAAUCAAAGAGAGGAAUGCCUGGAUGCUGAUGUCUUCUCAAAGAUGAAAAAAAUGAGAUUGCUUAAAAUUUGUAAUGUGCAACUUCCACAAGGUCUUAAUUACCUUUCUGAUGAGUUACGUGUUAUAGAAUGGCAUGGAUAUCCUUUAAAAUCCAUGCCAACAUGUUUUCAACCAAACAAACUUGUUGAAUUGAGAAUGCAUUGCAGCGGUAUAGAACAACUAUGGAAAGAAAUUAUUAUUUUAAAGAUGUUAAAACUCAUUGACUUGAGUGACUCUCAAAACUUGAUUGAGAUCCCAAACCUCAUUGAAGCAACAAAUCUUAAGCAAUUGAUUCUUCAAGGUUGUAUGAGACUGCCAAAGAUUCAUGAAUCUCUUGGAAAUCUUAAACAACUUAUUCGAUUAGAUCUGAAUGGUUGCAAGAGCCUUGAAAGCCUUCCACACACGAUCAACUUGGAAUCUCUUGAAGUUUUCAUUCUUUCUGGUUGUUCAAGUCUGAAGAAGUUUCCAGAGGUUGUGGGAAAUAUGUCAUGUUUGUUGGAACUUUAUUUGAAUGGGACUGCUAUAAAUGAUCUUCCUUUAUCAAUGAAGCAUUUAACUGGCCUGAUUAAAUUGGACCUAAGAGACUGCAAAAGCCUUUCAAGUCUUCCAAAUGCAUGUUGUAGUUUGAUGUCUCUAAAAGUUCUCACUUUAUCUGGUUGUUCAAAACUUGAUGAGCUGCCAGAGAAUUUGGGGAAUCUCAAAGGAUUGGAAGAGCUAGAUGUAAGUGGAACUGCUAUAAAAGGGCUACCUAAAUCCAUCAAUCUCUUAAAAAAUCUCAGAAUAAUGUCUUUUCAUGGAUGUGAAGGGCCAUCACCUAAAUCUUCAAAUAAACUCCUUGGUUUUCCUUUAAUGUCAAGAAGUGCAGAUCCCAUGGGCAUGCUAGUGCAUAAUUUAUCAGGCUUAUGCUCCUUGAUUGAACUGGAUCUAAGUUAUUGCAAUCUUCAGACAAUUCCCGAUGUUAUUGGCUGUUUGUCGUCUUUAUUAAAAUUAGAUCUAAAGGGAAAUAAUUUUGUUUACCUUCCUAAAAGUAUGGUUCGACUAUCUAAUUUGAAAGUUCUUUAUUUGAUUUGUUGCAUGAGUCUUCGAUCAUUGCCAAAACUUCCAUUAAAUAUUAAGCAUAUUCAUGCAAGAGGGUGUACCUCAUUGGAAACAUUAUCAGUAGGAUUAGAUGAUGAUUUUUGGCCAACACUCUAUCUUCUCAAUUGCAUCAAAUUAAUGGAGAGUCAAGGCUACAAUGACUUGUUGUCGACAAUGCUAAGACGUUAUAUCCUUAAUAACCAGAGAUACUUUGACCAAGAUCGUUUAUCCUAUGGUUUCGAGAUUCCUGGAAGUGAAAUUCCCAAAUGGUUUAGUCACCAAAAUGUGGAGGCUUCAGUGAAUCUGCAUGUGCCUUCGCAUUUAUGUAACAAAUUUAUGGGAAUUGCUGUGUGCGUUGUUUUUGAAUUCUGCCAGCUAUAUCCACUUGACCAACUUUGUAGUUUUGAUGAUUAUGGAUAUUGUAGAGCUACACAAAGGCUUUGGUGUUCCGUUAAAGCCAACGGAUUUGCACCUAAUGGGCUGUACCUUCCUUUAUCGGAAGAAUUUGGCAAUAUUAAAUCAUAUCAGCUUUGGUUGGAAUAUUAUCCCUCUACAUCCCUUGGAGAUGAGUGGAGAAAAGAAUUGAAUCGAGUUGAUGCUAAUGGAUUCAGCCAGAUUGAGGUUACAUUUGAAACCGAAGGUCCAGGAUUGAGGGUUACGAAAUGUGGGGCCCAUUUGGUAUUCGAGCAAGACGUUGAAGAUCUCAAACAAACUAUGGCUGGCAGCUGCAGCAUCACUUCUUAUGAGGAUGAUUUAGAUGAUUUAGGAGAAGGUACUUCUAAUGAAAUAGACAUACCACAGCCAAGGAGGAAAGGACUCCCUAAUCUAAUUCAAAGAUUCAUUCCGCAUUUUGGAUGGUUUGGGAAUUGAAGCACACAAGGACAAGGUAACUUUGAUUGCUAGGAAGAGGAAUGCCAAUGAAGUGGUAGCUUUGGUGAAUCUGCAAGGCUGAUAAACUUUUUCUUUUCCCCUGAUUUUUGUUUGCCCCAUACUGGAUACGAUGAAGUUGGAGUUUGCUGGCUUGGAGAAAUUGUCACAUUGCUAGCAGUGAAGAAGAUAUAUAUAUGGGUAUGCACAAGCCUAUGAUAUACAAGUGGUGGAUCAAAGAAACUGCAGGAGUACUAGCGUCACUGUAUCUAGUUGUGGAGGGAUAGCAGGUGUUACUGAUAGUUGAUGGGCACUGGCAUGGAGAUUUCAAAUGGAUUGGUUUUGUGCCUAUGCAGAAAAAUCAUGUUUCGGCAGGAAUAAUUUUUGCAGUUUGUUGUAGUUCUACCAUUUGCAACUGAAUAGAAGCUCAAUCCCUGACCACAUUCAAAAUGCCUUAACUAAGGCUGAUUGAAGACCACAUGUACAUGCUGUGCUUAGGGGAGUCACUACAAAGGUUAUGGCCCUGACUAUUGCUUCAAAGUAUUAUGAACAUCUUUUGGGGCUAGUAACUUUACUACCAGCCAGCUCUUAUUUCAUUUUUGUAUCAAAAACCCAAAGAAGAGAGAGAGUGAGAGAAGCUGUCUUUACGCCUUUUUUGAACUAAUUUAUGCCUUUGGCAUAUGU